Fonsecaea multimorphosa CBS 102226 is the source of this 2274-nucleotide messenger RNA. RefSeq lists its product as uncharacterized. The transcript is spliced from 3 exons. Bases 1 to 2274 code for a protein of 757 amino acids. The record is from RefSeq and is a predicted model, not a curated record. Gene Ontology annotation, biological process: regulation of DNA-templated transcription; DNA-templated transcription. Gene Ontology annotation, molecular function: DNA binding; zinc ion binding; DNA-binding transcription factor activity, RNA polymerase II-specific. Lineage: Eukaryota; Fungi; Ascomycota; Eurotiomycetes; Chaetothyriales; Herpotrichiellaceae.
AUGGGCUCGAGCAAGGUUGCCCGGCGCAGAACUCCUGCCUCAGCACCUUGUCCAGAGUGCGGUCGCGCCUUCUCGCGUAACGACAGCUUGAGUCGCCAUCUCAAGACCCAUGUCAAUCACGCAGAAGAGCGGCCGUUCCAUCGAAUCAUCAGCGAAAAGUUCCGUGCCUGCAACCAGUGCCGGAAAUCCAAGAUUCGAUGCACGGGCACCGUGCCGUGCACCCGGUGCGAACAGCUACAAGAACAAUGCUCGUAUGAUCAAAGGCAUCAAGAUAGCAGCAUCUCGUGGGCAAAUAAUCCUACAGCGACGUCUGUCUCGGAAGAGCCUCGAGAAAAUGCUUCAGCUCCCUCGCCUUCUCCGCAACCAUCCGUAGGCGAGCAACAGCCACGAGGUAGAGCGGCCGUUCAGGAAUCGGACAAUGUCUCUCUGGGUGUAGCCAAGACUCCAAAUGAUCAACUACGGUUGCCUGAUUCCUCCCCAGAGAACCCUACAGCAAUGCUUCGUCUUGCUCUGGCGUCGAAUCCCGAGACUCGAGUCAUGGAUUUGGACGAUGGCAAGGACUUCUCCGUCAUCCCGUCAACAUACGUAUCUCCGACCUUUCACAUAUUGGAUCCUUAUAGCUAUAGAUUACCAUCUAUAGCCGACUCCCGCGAGGCACCCACACCCAACAGCCAGGCAUUUGCGCAAUGCAAAUACCCUGUCCUGCACUUUCUAUCGCCAUUCCUGGAUAGGGAUUUUGGGUCUGGUCUAGCUUGCGACCUUCUGGACACCUACUUCUCGAGCGCCUUUCUCAGUCGCAUGCAUCCCACGUGCCACCACAUCCACAACUUCAUCUUGCGCAAAAUCGACGUCCUCGAUCCUUACCAGCCCCGUCAAACCCACCCGGCGCUUCUGGGCAGCAUGCUGUUUGUGGCUGCCUUCAGCGACAAAGCUUUGGGGUUGUUUAGUGGGCCCGAGGAAAAAGAUCGCGUGUGCAAGUAUUUGAGUCUGCUCACGUAUCGAUUGCUUAAUCCCGCCAGGUAUGAACCGUUGUUGAGACAGGAAGACUUGGGCCUGCCUCCCAACUUUGGCACGGAUUCGGGAUGGAGCAAUGAUGACUUACUCCGAGCGGUGGAUAUCCCGAACGACACUUUUCCUGAGUCCUGGGGCAUGGACUACAUCAUCGCUUUUAUUCAUGUCUCGUCGGUGAUCUCGGGAAGUGAAAAGAAGGCGGCAAGCAUCAGAUGGUGGAGUGUGGCUUUCAACCUCGCAAGAGAUUUGAAGUUGAAUGAGGAGGUACAGUCUGCCAUAAUGCCACACAACGCAGAAACUGGGUCAACCAGCUUGAACUGCAAGUGUUCGUUGGGUGAGCAUAAUGAUAGAGACUUCAUUAACGAAGUCCAGCGUGAAGAGCGUCGCCGGACGUGGUGGCUCUUGUUUCUGAUGGACCGACAUCUAGCAUUGUGUUAUAACAGGCCGCUCGCACUGUUGGAAGCCGAAUGCAGAGAUUUACUGCUGCCGCUCGACGAUGUUACCUGGCAAUCGGGUGCGCAGCCGCACAGCCACGGUACUCGUGCUGAAGGGCCUCGAUGCAUGUUAUUACCCCCUGGAACUGGGCGCUCACACGGGGCCCCAAAGAUUUGUUCAGGGGUGGGCCUUUUUGAAUUCUUUUUGCCAUUGAUGGUCCACUGUGGUACACUUCUUGACUGGAACCGGUCGCGCCUACAUCCCGUUCUGUCGGGAGCCUCGAUAUGGAGCUCACAAGAACGUCAAAUCUUACGUGAGCUUGAUCAUUACCAAGCGACCUUAGACCACGUCACGGCGAGCAUAUACGCCGAGAACGACGCCGAGGAAGAUUCCCGAUGGAAGCCAUCUUCCGCCGCGGGAGCAGAAGAAUCUGAAGCAACGCACAUUGCUAAGACUGUGGCUGGGUACGCGAGCCAUAUUGUAAGCGUUUUGAGAAUCUUGGUGGGUUCGAAAUGGGAUCCAGUUUGUCUCUUCGAGGAUGCGGAUUUCUGGACAUCUUCACUGGGCUUCAAAGACUCCAUGUCUCACACAAUGGCGGCUUCUGAAUGCAUUUCCCAGAUAUUGGAAUGUGAUCCCGACAUCAGCUUCAUGCCGUACUUCUUCGGAAUCCAACUCCUGCACGGCAGCCUUCUUCUCCUGCUAGUAGCAUAUCGCCUACAGGCCGAUUCGGGAAAUGCGAUUCUGGCAGCCUGCGAGGCUGUCAUCAGGGCAACGGAAGGAUGUUACGUAACUUUACCUACUGACUAUCAACGACAAUUCAGAAAGUAA